UGUGAAUGGACAUGAAUUAAAAAAAUAAACAAAAACUCUAGUCUAGUCCUGAAGUGUACAUCAUACAACGUAAAAAAGAAAAUCAACAGAAUAUGUCCAAUAAAGGUGAAUCUUCCUCAACAAACUCUCCUGCGGCUUCUUCUGUCAAUCGAGAGCAUUCACAAGCAUCAGAACAGCAACAAACCGCUCAUAACCCCCAACUAGAUUCACCCAUACGGGGGCCAACGUUAUCAACGAGUACAAGUAGUUUUGAGGCCCUUGACCCCCAUGAUCCAAAUUUAAGUAAAUUAGCUACGAAAAUGUUUCGUAAAACUGAGGAGUAUAUAACAAAUGAACUUCAAACACCUAUAGAAGACUACCAGCUGUUGGAAAAUAUGAAUCGGGCCACCAUAGGAAAAUAUUCUGAUAUGCGACAAAUUGCCCAGAACCUCUCUGUGUCAACAGCAGAGUUAAGCGUGAAAUUUCAGGCCUUGAUACCUUUGAUGCAACAAAUUGAUGAGAUAUCGGACACGGUAGACAAACUGGAAGCUGCUGCUUAUAAGUUGGAUGCAUAUUCAAUAGCUUUAGAAAAUCGAGUAAAAUCAGUAUUACAAAGGAAAACACACAUUUGAAAAUAUAUAUUUAAAAAAUGAUAUUUAUUUGAUUGCUACAUUUUGGUCUGUUAGCCCAAUAGAAGCUUAAAUAAAACAGCUACAAUAUUAAGAAAAAUCAGGGGAACUGAAAAACAAUAAGAAAAAACAUUUAUUGUAGUAAUGAUAGCCUAAAUAGGCAUGUAAAGACAAAUACACAUACUUUUGGCCACCGUACGUAUGGAUCUUACUAGGUUUAAAAUCUGAGCUUUAGCUGUUGGUUGUCCGAACUCGGUGUUUUGUUGCUGACCACCCCAACCUACUGUAAAUUAGUUCAGUUAGUUAAAGUUUACUUAGUUAAAUUCAAGACUCACUUUUAGCAAGGAAUCUUUCUUCAUGCAAAACACACACCGCAUUCAAGCACAACAAAGAUGCUUCUAUCAAAGUCCAUAAGGUAAACAUUUUUGCUGUUUUAGCUAAAACACAGGAACUUGAAA
Molecule: messenger RNA, 1066 nt
Organism: Stomoxys calcitrans (stable fly)
Lineage: Eukaryota; Metazoa; Arthropoda; Insecta; Diptera; Muscidae
Gene: Blos2
Product: biogenesis of lysosome-related organelles complex 1 subunit 2
Exons: 2
Coding region: 93-611 (172 amino acids)
Biological process (GO): endosomal transport; lysosome localization
Cellular component (GO): BLOC-1 complex; BORC complex; gamma-tubulin complex
Molecular function (GO): gamma-tubulin binding
Source: RefSeq, a predicted model, not a curated record